Malania oleifera is the source of this 1101-nucleotide messenger RNA. Its product is annotated as E3 ubiquitin protein ligase DRIP1-like. Lineage: Eukaryota; Viridiplantae; Streptophyta; Magnoliopsida; Santalales; Ximeniaceae. Gene Ontology annotation, molecular function: ubiquitin-protein transferase activity. The record is from RefSeq and is a predicted model, not a curated record. The transcript is spliced from 6 exons. Bases 126 to 980 code for a protein of 284 amino acids.
ACUGCCAUCAUUGUAUUUAUACUCUCCUCCUCCUCCUCCUCCUCCUGAUCCCUCUUUCUCUCUCUCUCUCUCUCCCCCUCGCCCAGCCCCAGUUCUAUCUCUCUCCCUCAAUAAUUUUGGCCAUCAUGAGUCAAGAAGCUUCUCAAACAUCCUUCAACCUCAGGCUGGUUGAGGAGGAGAAUUUAUGUUGGGAUCAAUGUCCUUCGGCCAACAGCUCAUGUGAUUCAUCACCAGCCUUUGAGACACAGAAAAUUUCUCAUGAGAUGGAGCUCUCUCAAGUUGUUUGCCCUAAAUCAAAACCUAUGGACCUAGUGGAUUAUCUUAAGGGGACAUAUGUAGGUCCAAACCAACAGCCACAAGGAUGCCAAGAUGAGAAUAUAAUUGACUUGAACAAGGACUUAUUGGAUACCUCUAUGCUUGAUUCAAAAUAUGAAGUGGAGACAAAGAAGAGAACAAACAUGAAGAGAAGAAUUCGUAAGUCUUUGAUGAGUCAAAGCAAGAAUAUCGGACAUACUGGAAAAAGCCACCCAUUUGAAGGAAAUACAAAACCAACCUUUGUUAUUGAAGGGAACGCCAUUAACUCGGGAGAGCAGAGUAAUAGUGCUUCACAUAUGAAGGAACUUUCUAAAGUAUCUAUACGCUCGAUUUGGUUUUCUCUCAUUGCGUGUGAUGAUAAGGCUGAACUUGCACUUCCUCAGAUACCCAAGCGCUAUAUCCAUACCAAGCAUGGAAAUCUACCAGUAUCUUACAUUGGCAAAUACUUGGCGACGAAGCUCAACCUUAAACAUGAAUCGGAGGUGGAGAUCUUGUGCUUUGGGCAACCAUUGUUGCCAAAUCUGAGCUUGCAGAACCUAGUAGAAAUUUGGGCACAGGCUACGGCAAAUGGGGAAAAAGCACUCAUCAGCACUGGGGAAGGAACCUGUGAUGGAAGCAGCUUUGUGAUGGAGUUGACAUAUAGGAGAAGUGAGGAGCAUGUGUGAUGCCCACAAUAAUAGACCCAAACCCAAAUCAUCAGGGAAACUAGAAAGCACUUUAAGAAUUGCUCGAGACGAUUAUAAUAAUUGGGGUUUGAAGUAUGAAUCAAUUAGAUAUGGAUCUGCA